Messenger RNA from Zingiber officinale, 1527 nucleotides. RefSeq names its product tRNA-specific adenosine deaminase TAD1-like. Lineage: Eukaryota; Viridiplantae; Streptophyta; Magnoliopsida; Zingiberales; Zingiberaceae. Gene Ontology annotation, molecular function: tRNA-specific adenosine deaminase activity; double-stranded RNA binding; double-stranded RNA adenosine deaminase activity. The transcript has 10 exons. Bases 44 to 1324 code for a protein of 426 amino acids. The record is from RefSeq and is a predicted model, not a curated record. Gene Ontology annotation, biological process: RNA processing; adenosine to inosine editing. Gene Ontology annotation, cellular component: nucleolus; cytoplasm.
GUAAAGAGAAGAACGAGGAGAGAGGGGUACGGCGCUGCCUGCCAUGUAUUCGUCGCCUUUGCCCUCGCGGCCGCGGUGGGAGGAGGCAGAGAAGAGCCGCUGGGGAGAAAGCGUCUCCGAAGUCGUUCUCGGGCUCUACCGCUCUCUUCCGAAGAAGGGGAAGCCUCAGGGCAAGGAGACCACUGUCCUCGCCGCUUUCCUCCUUUCCUCGCCUUCCGACGUUCUCGAGGUCGUGGCUCUGGGCACUGGCACCAAAUGCAUUGGGCGCUCCUUCUUGUGCCCUGGAGGAGAUGUCGUCAAUGACUCCCACGCUGAGGUCAUCGCGCGCCGGUCCCUGGUGAGGUACUUCUAUGCGGAAAUUGAACGCCUUGAUCGCAUCCAGAAAGAUGGCAGAGACCGUUUAGGUUUAGAUGAUGCAUCCAGUUCGUGUUUUGAUCUGGAUGAUAGUUGCCUUGGCCAGACCAAGUACAAGAUGAAACCUGGUUGGGGAUUGCAUAUGUAUAUCACCCAAUUCCCUUGUGGAGUUUUCUCUUAUCCUUCAAUUCAAGCAGAUGUACCUACAAAAACUCGAGGAGGUGAAUUAUCAAUUAGAUGUUCAAAUGGAAAUUAUCAAACAAAUGGGAUAGACCAUUUCGCAGGUGAACAUCCUCAGAUGUCAACAGUUGUCCAAAAGAAGCCAGGACGUGGUGAUGCAACUCUCUCCAUGAGCUGCUUUGAUAAGAUAACCCAUUGGAGUGUUGUUGGAGUCCAAGGGGCUCUGCUUUCUCAUAUUUUGCGACCAGUGUAUUUGUCUACCAUAACUGUAGGCAUGUUUCCUUUUGAUCCUUCGCAGGCAAAUUCUCUUGAAAGUGCUAUCUUCAAUCGCACAGCUCACAUGCAUUCCAAUCUAUCAGCCUCUUUUCAUGUUAACAGGCCUGUUGUAUUUGAGGGUCCUCCUGCAAUGAAGUUCCUUGAGUUUCAUACUUUUGAUGCUAAUUUAACUUGCGGGUAUUCUAUCUGUUGGAACAAGUCUGGUUUGCAUGAAGUUGUCUUGGGAACAACUGGUAGGAAACAAGGCACCUCUUCAAAAGGAGCACUCUUGCGUUCCACCGAGUCAUCUCUAUGCAAAAGGAGGUUACUGGAAGUUUUUGUGUCUUUGAGAUGUUCAUCCUCUUUACUGCUGCAAUCUGCAGAAAUUUCGUACUCUGAGCUAAAGGCUAUGGCUCAUGAAUACCAAUCCUGUCUCAGAAUGCUUAGAGAAAGCCCUGCAUUUGACUCUUGGCAUCGAAAACCUGCCGACCUCGAGAUGUUCUCCAUCGCACAGUUAUCAGUGAGUUCAGAGUGAACUUCAUUUAUUCUUUUUCUACCCUUGUUUUCUUGCGUUUUAUAGCGCAGUAGGGUGAUUUAGGUUCAUUAGAUAUUCGUGUAGCUGGUAGAAAGAUUCAUGUAAGUUAUACAAAUGAUUGCCAUACAUGAAUUAGUGUUGUAUCGAGUAUUUAAUUUAUCUGGAGGAUUCAUCUUUACUUUGGCUUCCUCUAGUUUCUUGAA